GACCAGGAGUGAGCAAAGAGAGCCGCAAUGGCGUCCUCCCUUCGCCAUCGCGUGCUCUCGGCCUCACUCCUUGUCUGUGCCGUCGCGUUCACUUGUGUGUCCGGCAGUCUCGGUCCGAUCACCACCAAUGGCCAGAACUACAGCAAGGUAUGCGACCCGGCCCGGUUCGCGUCCAUGGGUCUCGACAUGGGGGGCUUCCGGUACUGCGACGCCUCGCUGCCGUACCCGGACCGGGCGAAGGACCUCGUCGGCCGGCUGACGCUGGAGGAGAAGGUGCGCAACCUGGGCGACCGCGCGGAGGGCGCGGCGCGCGUCGGGCUGCCGCCGUACCGGUGGUGGGGCGAGGCCCUCCACGGCGUGUCGGACACCGGCCCUGGCGGCACGUGGUUCGGCGACGUGGUGCCCGGCGCCACCAGCUUCCCGCUCGUCAUCAACAGCGCGGCGGCGUUCAACGAGACGCUGUGGCGCGCCAUCGGCGGCGCGGUGUCGACGGAGAUCAGGGCCAUGUACAACCUGGGGCACGCGGAGCUCACGUACUGGAGCCCCAACAUCAACGUGGUGCGCGACCCGCGCUGGGGCCGCGCCAGCGAGACGCCCGGCGAGGACCCCUUCCUCGUCGGACGGUACGCCGUCAGCUUCGUCCGCGCAAUGCAGGACAUACAUGGACACGAUGGCGCCACCGGAGCCGCCGACGCCGACCCUUUCUCCCGGCCCAUCAAGGUGUCCAGCUGCUGCAAGCACUACGCCGCCUACGACGUGGACGCGUGGUUCACCGCCGACCGGUACACGUUCGACGCUAAGGUGGAGGAGCGCGACAUGAUCGAGACCUUCGAGCGGCCGUUCGAGAUGUGCGUGCGGGACGGGGACGCGAGCUGCGUCAUGUGCUCCUACAACCGCAUCAAUGGCGUCCCCGCCUGCGCCAACGCGCGGCUCCUCACCGAGACCGUCCGCGACGCGUGGCAGCUCCACGGCUACAUCGUCUCCGACUGCGACUCCGUCCGCGUCAUGGUCAGGGACGCCAAGUGGCUCGGCUACAACGGGGUUGAGGCCACCGCGGCGGCCAUGAAGGCCGGGCUGGACCUCGACUGCGGCAUGUUCUGGGAGGGCGCGCAGGACUUCUUCACCGCAUUCGGCCUCGACGCCGUGAGGCAGGGGAAGCUGCGGGAGUCCGAGGUCGACAACGCGCUCAAGAACCUCUACGUCGUCCUCAUGAGGCUUGGCUUCUUCGACGGGAUCCCGGAGCUCCAGUCCCUCGGCGCCACCGACGUCUGCACGGAGGCGCACAAGGAGCUGGCUGCCGACGGUGCCCGGCAAGGGAUGGUGCUCAUCAAGAACGAUCACGGCCGCCUCCCAUUGAAGGCCGCAAAUUCAGUUGCAUUGGUCGGCCUUCUUCAGCACAUCAAUGCAUCAGACGUCAUGCUUGGAGACUACAGAGGAAAACCUUGCAGGGUUGUGACGCCAUACGAGGGGAUAAGCAAGGUGGCGAACGCCACGUCGUUGCACGCGUGCGACAAUGGCGCGUGCGGCGCGCCGGGAGGGUGGGUAAAGACGGUGGACGCGACCAUCGUCGUCGCCGGCCUCAACAUGAGCGUGGAGAAGGAAGGCAACGACAGGGAGGACCUCCUGCUGCCAUGGAACCAGACCAAGUGGAUCAACGCGGUGGCUGCGGCCUCCCCGUCCCCGAUCAUCCUGGUGAUCAUCUCGGCCGGCGGCGUGGACAUCUCCUUCGCGCAGAACAACUCCAAGAUCGGCGCCAUCGUCUGGGCCGGGUACCCCGGCGAGGAAGGCGGCACGGCCAUCGCGGACGUGCUCUUCGGGAAGUACAACCCGGGCGGGAGGCUGCCGCUGACGUGGUACAGGAACGAGUACAUCGGCAAGAUCCCGAUGACGUCCAUGGCGCUGCGUCCCGUCGCCGACAAGGGGUACCCCGGCAGGACCUACAAGUUCUACGGCGGGCCGGAGAUGCUCUACCCGUUCGGACACGGCCUCAGCUACACCAACUUUAGCUACGCGUCGGCCACCACCGGCGCGUCCGUCGCCGUGAAGACCGGCGCCUGGGAGUCAUGCAAGCAGCUCACCUACAAGCCGGGGACGUCGGCCUCGCCGGCCUGCCCGGCCGUCAGCGUCGCCGGACACGCGUGCGAGGAGGAGGUCAGCUUCACGCUGACCGUGUCGAACGUCGGCGGCAGGGACGGCAGCCACGUCGUGGCGGUCUACACCGUGCCGCCGGCCGAGGUGGACGACGCGCCGCGGAAGCAGCUGGUGGCGUUCCAGAGGGUGUUCGUGCCCGCGGGGGGCGCCGUCCAAGUGCCGGUCACGCUCAACGUCUGCAAGGCGUUCGCCAUCGUCGAGGAGACGGCGUACACCGUCGUGCCGUCGGGCGUCAGCACGGUCCUGGUCGGCGACGACGCCCUGUCAUUCUCCUUCCCCGUCAAGAUCGAGCUGGCAGCUGCAUAGAUUCUCUACGUACCCAUUAUUUUUUGAAGAUCUUUUUACCCGAGAUUGAGGGAAAUUACAGGCAUACACUGGGCACAAGUCGAAGCAAGUGUAAUUAGUUGGCACUUUACACACACCGUGCUAUACCAAGCAUAACGUGGAAAUUGAUUGGGUGGGAAACUGAGGAAUUUUGUGAC
Molecule: messenger RNA, 2633 nt
Organism: Lolium rigidum
Lineage: Eukaryota; Viridiplantae; Streptophyta; Magnoliopsida; Poales; Poaceae
Product: probable beta-D-xylosidase 2
Exons: 2
Coding region: 28-2457 (809 amino acids)
Biological process (GO): arabinan catabolic process; xylan catabolic process
Cellular component (GO): plant-type cell wall
Molecular function (GO): xylan 1,4-beta-xylosidase activity; alpha-L-arabinofuranosidase activity
Source: RefSeq, a predicted model, not a curated record